UUAAUUGUUCUAAGGAGACCUUGCCUCCAGCUCUGGAAGAGGAGAGGCAGGGGGGAGGUGUGCAGACAUACAGGCAGAGGGAGAGAAGGGAACAAGGAGUGGGGGGCUCUAGGUAGUUGGGAAGUCAAUGAGAGGAAGAGGAGGAAAGGAAGUACAUAAGGCAGAUCAGAAGACAGCAGGGAAAGUAAACAGCAUGUUGGGAGGAGAGAAGGCAAGAAGAAGACACUGACCAUCAGAAACAUCUACCCAGAUUACCAGGAGCAUCUACCCUGACUGACCCCUCCAGUCCUAAUGGAAGCUAAUCCCACCCAGUAGAAGACCAGCCUGGCAGCCCCUUCCAUCCAAGGGAAUUUAUGAACUCCUGAUCCAGCAAGUGAAAAUCCCUUUUACAUUGGAACCUGUGAACCAUGACUGAAGAAAUGGAGCGUCCCAGGAGUGGGCUUAGCAUGGCCAGCAGCAUCACCACAACGGCCUCUGUCAGCCAAGGGUCAAGGCCGUCAACCAGAUCGGUAAAGAGAGUGCACACCUUUGGAAAAAGAGAAUAUUCUAUUAAGAGGGACCCAAACUCUCCUGUGGUGAUUAGAGGCUGGCUUUAUAAACAGGACAGUGCAGGCUUACGUCUGUGGAAGAGGAGGUGGUUUGUGCUGUCAGACUUCUGCUUGUUUUAUUAUAGAGACAGCAGAGAGGAAACUGUACUCGGCAGUAUUUUGUUACCAAGCUAUGAAAUCUUGCCAGCUAACCCAAGAGAAGUAAAGAACAGAAGAUUCUGCUUUAAGGCAGAACACCCUGGCAUGAGGACUUAUUACUUUGGAGCCGACACUCAGGAAGACAUGAAUGCCUGGAUCCGUGCCAUGAAUCAAUCUGCUCUGGUCGUUGGUGACAACAAAAACAAGAAUAGCCAUGGUCAUAACUUGACCCCACAGGAUGAGCUGUAUGCCAGCUAUGAGGAUUUCUCCCACUCUGAAAUAAAUACGGCUGGAGAUGAUGGAAAAAGUGCAGAAUCUUUGGAGAUUGCCCAUCUGUCUGAAACCAGAUCACAAGAUGGGAGCUCCAGAGACAGCCUUCCAGACCAGGACAGAAAUGGAGACAUGGAGAAAGAUCGCUUGUUCAGUGGGCUGAGGGAGUCUUUAACAGAUGCUAUGCAACACUAUACUACAGUAUCCCAGAACGGUUCUGUCCCUCCACCCACACCAGAAAGCAGUGUAAAGCAUGUGGAAUUCACUUACAACAGACAUGAAGUGGAAUCAAAGAUGUCUGCGGAGGGAAAGGACUCCAUUCCUGAGGAUGAAGAGUGGGUGCCUUUUCAUAAGUGUCCGUCAGUGCCUUACCAAGACAAGAGUCCUCCUAGACAUCCACCAAAGGGCUUUGAAUGCCCACACGAUGAAUAUUCUUCUCCUCACUCCCGCUCUGCUCCCUCUUCUCCUGCCAUCAUCCCUUCUCAUGUAUAUAGAGCCGACAUUUCAGAGAGGAACUGGAACUUAAAAGAUGAAAAAUUCAUGGCCCAGUCUGAGCUACUCGAAGCACAAGAUGCUAGAAAAAUGUCCCCACUUUCUUGUUCUCCAUCAAGGACCUCACCAGAAAGAGUGGAGUACGUAGUUCAGAGGAUAAUUAAGGCCUCAAGAUCACAGUCUCUUCCACCUACACCUUCAGAAGUUUCUAGACACAGGAUGAUAAAGAGAAGUCCUCCUCCUAACUUGAAGUAUGGAAGCCCAUUGCCUUGUGAAAAAUCUCCCCACCGUCCAGAGACCUUAUUACCUGUUGGAAGUCUAACAAAACGAGACAUGCCCCUUACACCAAGUCUCACUCCAAAAGUACAAACCCAGCAGCAUAAAACUGCUUCCAAUGAGGAUGUGUUUGUGGCGGUGACUGGAUCUCCAUCACUAGGAAGAAUUACUGUUCGGUCCAAUACACCAAUUGGGCGGGUAGAUAUCGUUCCUUCAGAAGACAGAGUUUCUAAUUCGACCACUAUCAGACAUGGUGAAGAAAGACCAGGAGACUAUUUUGUAACCAGCUCUAGAACCCGAAGUCACAUUGUGAAGUCUGUAUCAAGGCCUCAGACUCCAUCAGAUAGGUACGAUGUUUUGCCAUCUGAUGAUACCUUCUCUGCAUCUACAAUGCCAAAGGGUCCUAAUCGGUAUACUAGAAGAUCACAACCUUCGGGGGCAGAAGAUGAAAGGCUGGAUGGUUGUGGAGUUAAUUUACCUCCUAGAGUUCAUGGAUAUCCCACCGGUAGGAUGCAGAUCAGACCAAACGCUCAAUCAGAGAGGAUCAUAGUAGAAGAAUACUCUGCAGACCUUUCGUUGACUCCAUCACUAAGACGACAUAGGGGUCAAGGACCAAGGUAUUCGGAGAGGUCACUUCUCCCCCCUGCUGUAUGUUCCGGCCGAGGUCUUGGCAACACACCGAGGCACCUGUCAAAGAUGGGCUCGAUGAGUUAUUCACACCUACCACCUUUGCCUCCUGGUUCCAAUCGUCCCCAUCUACCAGCUGGAAAGAGGAUGUCAUUGAGUGCUGUGCCAACUGGAACUACACAGUAUCGAGACCGGGCACCAUAUCCAGCUCGCAUUGCAGAGAAUAGUAUUGAUGUUUUACUGACAAAGAUGUGUGGUCAGGAUAAACUACUUGCUGGAAUUGAGGAGGAAUCUGCUCAUCUCCGAGCUGAAAAGGAAAAGUUGGAAGACGCGCUUCAGGUAACCCAUCAACACCUUGAUGAGUUCCAGGGUCAGGAACAAGUGAUUGACAAUAUCUGGUACCAGCAGAGGCUCCUGCAGGAUGACCUGGUGUACGUGCGGGCCAGGCUGUGUGAUCUCUCUUUGGACAGAGACAGAGCAUGGGAAGAAUAUCGUAUGCUGGAGAAUGAGCUGCACAAUGUGAGGGAGUCUCUGGAACGUGUCAGUCAAAUAGGACACCCACAGGACCAGGCAGCAGCUCAGAGAGAUCUCUGGAUGAUUAAUGACAUCAUAUCUGGCCUUAGAUUUAACAGAAACAACUUUCACAUCAUUCCUGAUCCUGCAAGACAUCCUGCAAUGAUGAUGCCACCCUCACCUGCCAGUGACACACAGCCAACCUUCCAGAGGAGUUUUCUUUACCAUCAGUCUGGACUUAAUCCGAUUGUCCAAGAGAAAUCCCUCAGUGAGUUAGACGCUGUCCCUCCUAGACCACCUCUACCCAAAGAUCAUCCAACUUCUAGCACUGAGCUUGGAGGACAAACUAAAGGGCUGGUUAGUGAACAGAAAGAACAAGAUAGAUUAUCUGAGCAGCCAGACAGCACAGCGGCCCCACAGUCACCCACUGAUGCUGCUUUGCCUAAGGAUGUAGUAAAUAUUCGACCAGCUCAGUCUUCCUGCCCAGUACCCAUACCUUCAGGUCACAAGAUGUCUCUAGAACCAAAGGCAUCACCUCCCAAUGUGCCAGAGAUGGGAACUGUACGGAAGCAAAGGAUGAGUGCUGAGGAGCAGAUGGAGCGCAUGCGUAGGCAUCAGGAGGCUCAGAUUCAUGAGAAACCUAAGCCUGGUGUUACAGCACAACGUCAGAACUCCCAGAGGUCUACAGCAGGUCCAAUAGGGGGCAGGCUGAGAUCCUCUUCUUCGGAUUCUUCCACAAGCUCUCAGGCACUGGAUAAAACCUCUGCAGAACAGAGAAAACCAACACUGGUGAGGGUCACUGCUUCCUUCUACCCCAGCAAUACAUCUGCACCACUGCACGGAAAGACUGGAAACCAUGUGAAAAAGCCCUCACCUGAUACAAUGCCUGAGGACCCUACAUACAGUGUUGUCAUGGAGCCACAGACCGAAAAUGUUACCUCCGUAACAAGUCAUGAGAUCUCUCCGAUGGUAAAGGUGACUCCUCCAUUAAGAACAAGCAGUAAAAUUGUCACGGCUGCCUGCAUGCAACUGAAAAAAGAUAUGCACAAUGGCAGCUACGAUAAGCAGGGGCCCAGAUCAGAUGAGGAAACCACAGUGUCUGUGAAAAAGCCUGAAGAAGCGGAAGCCAAGUCAAACCCUGGGGACAGACUCAAAACCACUGUAUAUAGUACCAGCCCUCAUGAAGGUUACAACAUCUCAAUAGAAGAGGAGAGGGAACGAAUCGUCAACCUGUCCUAUACCCUUGCAUCAGAAGCUUCGCAACGCAGCAAAAUAUUUACAGCCACAGCUUUAGCCGAUGACUGUGAUACAAACAGUGACAUCUCCACAUCCGAUGAAGUGUAUCCGUGGGACUUUCUGAAAGAUUCUCACAGCAGCGAACAGCGUGAAGUCAGAGACCAUUGCCAAAACACUUCACUUCAGAAUGAAAACACCUAUACAAAGAAAGAUGAGCACCGUUGUUCCCCUGGGCCCCACCAGCAUUGUUAUGAAGAAGCCUCUAGUGCCGACAUGACCAAAGACCGGUUCAGCAAUCGGCAUUCAGACAAUUUACAUUAUGAGAACUGGCCAGCACACAAGCAGGGAGAGAGCAGAGAUCAUGGAUCAGUCACAAAACAAGAUGGCUCUGCUUUACCCAAGUGUAAUGGACAGGUGGCAAGUUAUGAUUUCCUCAUAGAGGACUUGCAUUAUAACCCACUGAGUAUGGGCAAAGUCGCUGACUUCUGCAAGGAAGAGAGGGAGCCCAUCCGGAUCACACUCCUUCAGUCCAGCUUCUAGAGUCUUCAGAGACCUUUGGACUUGUAAUUGUUUGAAGAGGACACUGAAAGGACAUUGAGGAAUUGUUUCCUGAUGGCACAGAUUAUGUAGAAUUAUGGAAAAUGAAGGGUUUGAUUAAAGUUGGAGACGAAAGAGAUGAGUUGCAAAGAGAGUGUAAAUAGGUGUACAUAGACAGUGCUAAGAAGGUGAGACUGUACAAAUGUGGAUAAAGGUGGACCUGGAAAAAGUGUCAUUGUAGAGCGAGGAAAGUGCUGUAGGGACAUGGAAAGUGGUUGUUCCCCCGAUCAUGCAGAAGCACUUGUAAAGUGUUAGAGGAAUUUUAUGUUGGCGAUCGCUCAGCUGGUCAUUUGGACCUUUGUGGUGCUUCGCUGAGCACAGUUGCACUAGGUAAGAGAAUUUAAGUUCUGCAUCUAUAGAAGGCAAAGCUGUGAAAUCUAUAGACUGGAUAUUUUGAAGGGCUUUUCACUCUGUGUGGAAAUUGUUUCAGUUCCUUAAGACAACCAUAGGCACUUAAGGAAACUGUAUAUUGUACCAAAAAUGCUUAAACACUCUGUUAUAUAGAGUAGCAAGGUCAUGAAGGUUUUUUUUUCCCCUGGUUAAUUUCCGUUAAAUCUACCGAUCAUUCCUGGAGGUCAUUGUAUCAACAAGUAAAUGGUGUUUGUUCAAGGGCAACAUUAUAUCUCUGGCAUUUAAAAGGGCAUCUAUGACAAAAGGAGGAGAUGCAUGAAGGUUGUCCUAAUUCUUCUAGGUAGACCAUCGAAGCCAAAUGACAUAACCAGCUGUAGUUAUUCUAUCUUUUUUAAACCCUGUAUAUUUUUGUUUUAUUAAAACAAAAGAAACCCUGAGUGGUUUGUUUCUUUUUAUGAGGUUUAUUAUAUUGCAGUGUGCUGACUGUUUUGUGAAAGGAUGUGUAAUGUUAACAUACAAGGAUACCACAUCUGCAGUCAGGUUGUGUAUGCCUUUCGUUUUACCUUUGUUUUUUCUUUUCUUUUUUUGCCAUUAAUGCCAAAUUCUGUACUUAGGCCAACCUACUGCCUUAUUAAUAGAUUUGUUAAUACUGCCUAUGUGUUAACCAUUCCUUUACCAUUCUCCUUACAUGUGUAUUAUCAGUUUUAUUUCAUUUUUUUAUAAUAACUGCAGAGAUCUGCUAUUCAUUUUUUAACCUUUUUAUAAAGGAGAAAAUUCAGUCAUACAAAGGAAUAUGUUUAUGAGCUUUAUACCGUUUUGUAAUAUCUAUGCAAAACUGUUAUAUGCAAAUAAAGCAACAAAGUAUG
Messenger RNA from Hyla sarda, 5914 nucleotides. It is a transcript of the gene PLEKHA4, whose product is annotated as pleckstrin homology domain containing A4. Bases 408 to 4640 code for a protein of 1410 amino acids. The record is from RefSeq and is a predicted model, not a curated record. NCBI's taxonomy places the organism in Eukaryota, Metazoa, Chordata, Amphibia, Anura, Hylidae. The transcript is spliced from 24 exons.